AUGUGGGAAAAAGGUGUUGUGGUUGGAAUACCUCCGACUGGAAAUGUUAAAUUUGUAUGCACCCCGCAUGAUGUAUGUCAAAUCUUCUUGAUCCCAAAAAAAUCCCAAAAAUAUUUUUUUGCAGACAGUAAUACUUCAAAGUGAUGUACCAGCUGGAAAAGAUUUGGAUAUCGGAAAAUGUCUGGAAUUUCGAGCCGUCGAGCUGCCUUUUUAUACAAAUCCGUUUUGUAGCCGAAGAAUUGUGGAGAUUCGAGAAUGUGAACAGUUUUUGCGAUGGGAAAGACAAAAACGGCGAAAUGCUGCGCUCUUAGUUUGCAAUAUUCAAGAAGUUUCGCUCAAAUUUCAUCCAGCGGCUGGGAAAACUGUCAGAUGUCUACACACUGAUUUUCUAGAGGAAGUCUACGACACUGAUAUUGAUUAUCCCCGAACUUUCAAAUACACUGAUGAACAACUUCGGAAGAUGAGUGUUGUUGCGAUUCGAAUUGUUGAAAAUGAGAAGAAGAGUGAUAUGUGGAAGGUUUAUGAUAUUGUACCGAAAAUGGGUUUGAUUCGUGACGUCAUUGAACAUCGGAUGAGUGGAGUUAUUUUGACACAUGGAACUUUGAAACAUGGCAAAGAUGAGUUGUAUGUUUGGGUUCCUGGAAGACCGAGAGAUGUUAUGUUGCCUGUUAGUUUGAGGUGAGUUUUUGAACUUUGAAAAUAAUUAUGAGGAGAUUUCGGACUCUCUGAAGAGCACAAAAAUGAGCCAAAAUUUGAGAAAUUUGUGAAAAUCGCGUUUUUGAGAAGAUUUUAUCCAAAAACUGAGUAGAGGAGGGUCGAUUUAGUGAAUUUAAAAGAUUUUUCUGAAAAUUUUCAAAUGUGCAAUACAUCUGUUAAGAGCUCAAAGCCUAUUUUUGAGCCACAUAUUUUUUUUUUGGAAAAUUUUGAAUUUUCUAACCAAAAGUUGUCCGGAAAACGGAAAGUCGAAAGAUUUCCGGAUUUUUUGAACCGGAAAAUUCGGAAAGCAACUAAUUGCCACGUUUUAUAUUCAAAAAAUCGUAAGAUUCUGAAAAAAAAAAUGAAAAAAUGUUAUUUUUUAUCACAAACUGGGGAAAUUUCUCAAAAUUUAGGAAAAAAAUCAUUUUUCGGAUUUUCCGAGCACAUUUUCAGGAAAAUCCGGAAAUUCAGAAAAUUUCUGGCACAGACUUGCUUCAAAACAAUUUUCGGGUUUAAAAAUCCGGAAAAAAAUCGUAAAUUUCUGAAAAAUUAAAAAAAAAAUUUCGAAAAUUCUAUUUUUUAUAAAAAAACUGGGGAAUUUUCUCAAAAUUUAGGCAAUAUUGAAGAUAUUACUAUUUUUUCCGGAAAAUCGGAAAAACUGGGAAAUUUACGGCACAAAAAAUUUUCGGAAAAUUUUCUUCCCAAAAUUCAUCACUAAUUACUAUGUGUUAUUUAUUGAUUCUAUUGUAACGCGGUCAUUUUUUCUCUCUCUGUCUGUCUGUGUCUCCAUCUUCUCCACACUCUCUCUCUCUCUCAUUCAUAAAAUCCAUCUGUUCUUCCUACUCUUGUUUAUUUUUUGGCACUCAACAACGCAUAUUUUUUUGCAGAAAAAACAUCAGUCGCCAAGAGUUUUAUGGGAAAUGGGUGUCAUUUUCAAUGAAUCAUCCGGUUUUCAUGGACGAAAAAAGUGAUGUUCAAAUCAUCGACGAUGUUUUGCCAACAAGAUAUUAUUCGGGAAGAUGGGAAGUUCGAGUUCCAGUUGAAUUCAAUGAGAAUAGUUAUGAUGAAGGUCGGAGAAAUUUGGAAUUGGAUAGUGAAGUUUGUGGAACAAUUGUGGAUUGCGAAGAUGUUCUUCGGAAAUUCGGAAGGUUGGGGAGUUUUGAAGAUCAGGCGUGGGUUCAUAAUUUCUUCUAUGAUCCGGCUAGAAAUAUUCGAUUUUUGUUGUCAGAUCGGCAAGAGGAAUGGGAAAGGUAGUGUAAAUUUUGGGAAUUGCUCAUAAUAUUUCUUUAUUUCAGAGCUCGCAGACAAUAUUUCGAUGAUGAAAAUCGAGACGAUCAAAAAAUGGAUGAGUUGGAAAAAGUGCGAAACAAAGUGAAGAGUUUGAAGCUAGAAUACAAUUAUUUCUUGGAAAAGAAUGAUUCGGUUCCCAAAGAUUUGAUGGAGGAAUUGAAGGAUACUGUAGCUCAGGAGAAUCGAUUGAUAGGAGUUUUGAAAUAUGAUGCUCCAGAUGAUAAUGAUAUAGAUAAAGAGAGAGAUAGAGAUAGAAGGGAGAUAUCAAGAAGAGAAAUGGCGACAAGUGAAGUUAAGCGAGAGGAGUUGGAAAAUUGUAGAAAGGUUAGUCAAGUUUUUGGGAAAUGAAAUACUGUGGCUAACAUGAGCAAUGGGUCAUUUUUCAUGAAUUUAGGGUGAUUCUAGGGCAAAAUUCAUGGUUUUUGGGCUCAUUUUCACCCAAAAAUCCUAAAUUUAGGCUCAUUUUCCCCAUUUUCAACUCAGAAUACCCUACCAUUCUCAUUACACUAUUCAAACAUGACCUGCGGUUAAAAAAAAAAGAAUUUUUGACUCAAAACUCACAGUUCGCAUCAGUUUUCUUAUUCAAAUAAUAGGGUUGAUUCACGAACGAAAAAAAUGUUUAAAAAAUUUUUUUUUAACAUUGAAAGAUCAAUUCACGAAGUCGAAAAAACAUUGUAGGUCAAAAUUAGUUUUUCGAGUUUUUCAGCCAAAAAUGAUGACAAAUCGAUUAUUUUUCAAGCUUCUGGAGUAAUUUCUGAUGAAAAUAAGCUUCGAGAACCCUAUUUUGCUUUUUCAAAAUUCAAAUAAAAUUCAAAAUGUUUUAUUUUACGAAAAAUCAGCAAAACCUUCUGGAAAGUGAAUUCCAAGGUUAAUUUUCAUCAGAAAUUAUUUCAGAAGUUUGAAAAAUUUCGAUUUUUCAUCAUUUUUGGCUGAAAAACGCGAAAAACUAAUUUGGACCUACAAUAUUUUUUCGACAUUUUUUGACUUUUCGUGAAUUGAUCUUUCGAUGUUAAAAAAAUUUUAAAACAUUUUUUUUCGUUCGUGAAUCAGCCCUAAUAAUUCCCUCAAAUUUCUCAAUUAUUCCACCUGUCUGCAUUUUUUUCUAAAAUUUUCAUUAGUUAUUUUCCAAUUUGACUCACUUAUUUUCCAAUUCAGUUCUCCAAACUGUUUUGAAAUUUUUCAAAAAUCAGAAAUGAGCAUUUUUCUUUUUUUUAAUAAUUUACAAAAAACGUGACCUAGAUUAUUUUUGAAUUUUUUUCAAAAGUUUUUUUUCCCAGAAAAAAUCUUCUGAAUUUUUUUAAUAAAGUUCCUCUUUUGUCUAACAUGAGCAAUGUUUCUCUGCGUCUCUCACUUUCUCUAGCUUCUGUGAGAGACGCAGAGAAACAUUGCUCAUCUUAACCGGAAAACUCGAUUUUUUUUAAUUUAUGAAAAUAAAUUCAAAAUUUAUUUUUUAAAAAAAAUUUUAAGUUUAUUUUAAAAAAAUUCAAAACCUUGAAAUUUUAUCAACCUGAACCCCAAAUUUAUCAUUAUUCUGCAUUUUCUGCGGGCGUAGUUGUGCUCAAAAUCACAUUAUGAUUCCCAACAAGAACUCCAUCUUGAACACAACCCCCUUCAGAAUUACAAAUCAAUUUUUGAUUAUUCUUGGUUGUCGCCGGUGUUGUUGUUGUACUAAAAGAAAGCCCGCCAUACUUUCCAAUACCCACACCAUUUUGAAUGCACCCUCCUUGAGAAUUACAAAUUGUGCCAACCGCUGCUCGCUUUUUCAAAUUCCUAUCACCACUAACAUCAAAAAAUGUCUGAUUUCUUCUAGUGAUUUUAGUUUGCUCAUCUCGAAUUGUUAAAAGUUCACCAUUCGCAAGAUUUGUCUCUUCUUUGGUGGAAGUUGUGGUUUUUUCACUGAUUUCGGUUUUGCUAGUCUUCCCAUAUCUAUCUUGCCGUGUAAUUGUUCUUUUCUUAUUCGUUAUUGUUUCUUCACUUUUUUUCGAAACCGGCUCAAAAUUCUGAUUUUCUUCACAUUCAUAAUAAACUCCAAUUGUGGAUUGUAUCAGUUGUUCCAUCGAAAGGUUCGAAUUCCAUCAGUGCAUUCAACAUAUUCAGUUGGGAGUUGAGAUGUUGAAAUUUCAGUUUCAGUUGAAUUUUGGACACUUCUGAAAUGCCACUUGUCAUGGUAAAUCAAAAAUAUUUAUCUCUAAAUCUCUCGUUUUCACGUUGACUUUAGGUUCACUUCUCAAAUCGUGUCAGGUCUCAAAAAAUUCGCGCUAUUUUUGAGGUAGUGAAUUCUAUUUUUUCUUAAAUUUAAGCUUCUAAGAAUUUUCUUAAGUUUAAGCUUCUAAGAAUUUCCUUAAGUUUAAGCUUCUAAGAAUUUCCUUAAGUUUAAGCUUCUAAGAAUUUCCUUAAGUUUAAGCUUCUAAGAAUUUUCUUAAGUUUAGGCUUCUAAGAAUUUUCUUAAGUUUAAGCUUCUAAUAAUUUUCUUAAGUUUAAGCUUCUAAGAAUUUUCUUAAGUUUAAGCUUCUAAUAAUUUUCUUAAAUUUAAGCUUCUAAGAAUUUACUACGUGAAAAACCCAAUUUUCACAAUUGUGAAAUAUUUUUCUGAAUUUUCUUCUUCUUUAAAACCUACCCAUAUGAAGCGGUGAUAAAUGCUAGAAAUAGAAAAAAUAUCAUUUUUUUUGUCUGUAUUUUAUCUAGACAGCGUCUAGCUUUUAAACAUAAUUUCAAAAUUCACAUGAAUAAUGUGUCUAUUUUUGUGUUAUGAGAGAAACGAUAAGUCUAGAGAAAAUUAUUGAAUUUGGUGGGCUUGAGGCCUCGAAAUUUUCGGGAAUAGAUCAACAAUAUUUUUCUCGAAUGUGUCAGAAAAUUCGUUAAGCUCAGGAAUUUUUUUGUACGAGUUCAGCACGUUUUGUGCAUUUGUACGCGUUCAGUCCUAUUAAGUACGCUUUCAAACUUAUGCGUGUACACGAUCAGUCUUUUUUAGCUGUCUUAUAUCAGGAACUGAACGCGUACAAAUGCAAAAAAGUGCUGAACGGGUACAAAAAAGGUGCAGAACUCGAACAAAAAAAUUCCUGAGAGUCAUAAACAAUUUUCAGAAAAUUCUGAACUCUUUUUUUUUCAGCUUGUCAACUUGUUCCGAGAUAUGCUAGCCGCCCCACGAGUUUAUCAAGAAAUGGACAGGUAUGACUACAAAUUAUUGGGAAAUAUUAAAAAACGCCUUGCGGAGUUAUAA
Messenger RNA from Caenorhabditis angaria, 5206 nucleotides. NCBI's taxonomy places the organism in Eukaryota, Metazoa, Nematoda, Chromadorea, Rhabditida, Rhabditidae. The record is from the annotation of a GenBank genome assembly.